UACAUCCGGGUGCGCCUGCAGCGCCCGGGCGGCGAGGAGCGGCGGGACAUCGUCCGCGGCACCAAGGCCGCCGAGUUCCACAAUCACAUAUUUGAGAAGGUGAAUCCCGAAAUGGAAAAGCUGGGAUUUGAGUGCAAGUGCCUUGGAGGAGGGAAAAUUGAGCAUAAUAGCAAAGACAAGAAAAUCAGGGUAUUUGGACUCUCUACAGGCUAUGGCAAAGCAGAUCACUCAGUGACUGUAGAAAUACUGAAAAAAGUGUAUACAGAUUAUGAAAUUACAUGGUCAGAUGACAAGAAAUAAAUUGACUUACGAAAUCUGAACUUUGAUGAGC
This is a messenger RNA of Tinamus guttatus (white-throated tinamou), 331 nucleotides long. RefSeq names its product 14 kDa phosphohistidine phosphatase. Lineage: Eukaryota; Metazoa; Chordata; Aves; Tinamiformes; Tinamidae. Gene Ontology annotation, biological process: peptidyl-histidine dephosphorylation. Gene Ontology annotation, molecular function: protein histidine phosphatase activity. The record is from RefSeq and is a predicted model, not a curated record. Gene Ontology annotation, cellular component: cytosol.